This is a messenger RNA of Thelazia callipaeda (thelaziosis nematode), 1203 nucleotides long. Lineage: Eukaryota; Metazoa; Nematoda; Chromadorea; Rhabditida; Thelaziidae. The record is from the annotation of a GenBank genome assembly.
AUGCCUACGUUGGCUACAAAAUCACGUGUACCUCAUUUACCGACGUCUAGCAAAUGGGUUCAAGAAAACUUUCGUGUUGGCGAAGUGCUCGGUUCAGGUUCUUUUGGCAAUGUCUAUAAAAUAGAAUGUCUUCGAGAGCCUUGUACGUUGUAUGCAAUGAAAGAAUUGGCGAGAAGUAAUUUACCAAGUUUCAUAGCUGCAGAACUACGUACUUUGCGAAAAUAUGGUGGUGUUCAUAAUAUUGUGGGAAUUCAUGCAGCUCACCGCGAAGAGGAUCGCGUUUUCAUUGUUAUGGAUUAUUUUGAGCAUACUCCUACUAGGGACUUUAUAGGAUCUAUUACUGUGCCAGAAAUUUUGGAUUACAUGAAGCACUUAUUGGAUGCAUUAAGAUAUUUACAUGGGAAAGGUAUUAUUCAUCGGGAUGUAAAACCAUCUAAUUUUCUUUACAACCGAGCAAAGCAUAAGUAUUGUUUAAUUGAUUUUGGUCUUUGCGAAGAAAUACCUAGAGGCCAAUCUCCGAUGAAGUAUGUUAGAAAUCAUGAUAAGUCUCGAGAACAAUCUGUCUCUAAAGCACUUAGAGUAUGGAAUAGAAAUAAAGAUGAUAUAGAAAAACAAGCUGAAAAGUGGGGCACGGAGGUUUGCAAGUGCUAUGGUUUCCCGCGCGUCUGUAACAUAUGUACCAAGCGACCUCGACUUAAUGUUAACAAAGCUGGAACACCAGGAUUUCGUGCUCCGGAGGUCUUGUUGAAAUUUGAAAGUCAAACUUCAUUGCUAGACAUUUGGUCGGCUGGUAUCACAUUUUUGUCUCUGAUUUGCCACAAACAUCCAGUGAUGCGCCCUGACGAUGAUUUUGAAGCAAUCGCUCAAAUGGCUACGAUUUUUGGUUCCGAUGCGAUGGUACAAGUUGCUCGAAAGAAUAAUUCGUUGUUAUUAACAAGCUGGAACUUUCGCGGGCUUGAUUUAGUUAAAUUUGUGAAUGCUAUUCGAAACGAAAGUUUACCAGAUCAAAGUCACUAUUGCGAUUCAUGCAGAAAUCUUUUUUUCGGCAAUUACGGUGCAAAAUGCUUGUGUGUUACAUCAGAAGAAUAUUCUCUAAGAGAGCUUGCCCCCGACGAACGUCAAGUAUUCGAAAUACUGAAAAAGUGUUUAAUCGUAGAUCCUGAAGUACGAUACAGCGCUGAGAUGCUUUCUUCAUUUUUUUAA